This is a messenger RNA of Parastagonospora nodorum SN15, 1740 nucleotides long. RefSeq lists its product as hypothetical. The record is from RefSeq and is a predicted model, not a curated record. The transcript is spliced from 4 exons. The coding region runs from base 1 to 1740 and encodes 579 amino acids. NCBI's taxonomy places the organism in Eukaryota, Fungi, Ascomycota, Dothideomycetes, Pleosporales, Phaeosphaeriaceae.
AUGGGUGCGCCCAUCACGUCACUCGAGGCUGUUGUUUCUGUGCUUUCGGCUAUUGAGAGACAGCAGAAGAAGAAGAGAAACAAGACACAGGGAAAGGAAUUGGAAUUGGAAAAGGAAGAUAUGUCCGGCGAGUUGCAGACGAUUCCUGCGCGUCAUGGCGUUGCGACGUUUGUGCCGAGGGGCAGGACGAUCAAGGUCAUCAAUACUUAUGGCAAGCAGGUUGUGAGCAUGUGGGCGUUUAGUCUGGGUGCGCCGCCUGAGGAGGGAGAAGGAGAGGGUGAGGCGGAAGACAUUGAUGAGGAUAAGGUGCGGGAGGAGGCUGAGGGGUUGAAGAAUGCUGUUGAGGGAAAAGACGGGGGAAUGGAGUCUGGCGAGAAGGAUGAAAAGAUAGAGAAGAAGGACAGGGAGGAAGAUACCAACGAAGCGGAUAAGACAAAGCCAGACGACGACGAUCCACCGGAGCAAGCUCCCGACACACCAGAGAACGAGAAGACGACAGAAACCACCGCAUCUUCUUCAAAGCAGCCUACGAAGCGCACAUGGGGCUCUUAUCUCCCGUCUAUUCCGUAUCGCAACAAAGGGGCACCGAAGAAGGAAGAGGGCGAGAAGAAGCCCAGUGCACAAGAUGAGAAGACGCAAAACGAAGCCAACACCAAGAAGUGGUCUUCUUAUCUGCCUACAGGCAAAGGAUUCUCAAGCUACGUGCCAAACGUCCAGAUCCCAGACUCGAAGUCUGCCAUUUCCGCCUUCCAGUCGAGCCACAACCGCGACCCGAACAAGAGCUAUGCAGAACAGCUCCACCCAUGGAAUACCUCUCCCCUCCCCCACACACGCGCCUCCUCGCACAAACUCGUCCCCGAAGUCGACGAUAUCCUCCUUACCAACCUCCGCAACCCGAUCAUCACCCUCGUCGAAGAUACAACGCCCGGUGCUCAUGACACGCUCACCGCCGCAUGCGAUGCAAACCUAUACAGCGCGCUAGGUACAGACAAACCAGAAGAACACGGCAGCUGUGCAGAAAACCUCGUCCUCGCACUCAAGGAACUGAACGAAGGCGCAGGCCUCAAGGGCGCAAAAGCAAUCGGCGCAGAUAUCACUGUAAACAUCGCACCCACGCCUCUGCACUUAUUCAUGAACGCGCCCCUCGACGUAGCAAACAUCAGCAGCAUCGACGGAGCGGGCGCGAAGGGCGCUAUCCUUAGCGUCGACGAGCCAAAGGGCAAGAAACGGAGCUACGUGCGCUUCAGAGCUGAUCGUGACGUUGUAGUCGUGUUCAGCGCGUGUCCAAUGGAUGUGGGCAAGCAGAAUGGUGGGCGUUGCAUGGCGGCAAAUUUCAUGGUUGAGGAUGUGAAGGAGGGGGAGGAUUUGGCUAGUAGUGUGGCGUCACUCAAUAACACUGGCAAGAAGGGCACGCCGAAGCAAUCCAGUAGCGAGAAGCAUGUGGAGAAGAAGCCUGAGAUUGAUGUGAAGGGAGAAGAACAGAAGCAAGAUAUCGAGCAAGACUUUGAACAGCCAAAAAUCGACGCAGAGACCAAGGAUACCACACAAGAAAAGACGACCCCACAAGAGUCCAAACCUACCAAAAAGUCUCCGCCGAAGAAACUCGAGCGCAAACCCUCUGAGAAACCCGCGGAAAAACAACCGGCCCAAGUUGACUCGACCAAAUCAGACGAGUCCAAGCCCAAGAAGAAGCCCAAGAAACUCCAGGUUCGCAGUAGCGCUACGCCUGCGCCGGCGUAA